CUUUGUUGCUGCGCCGCCCGCAAGUACCGCUUCAAAUUCCACCAGCAGUGCUCAGUGCAGGACACGACCAUCUUAGCCUCUACGACUCUUCAGCUUCAUUUCAAACGACUUUCUCGUUUAUUCGCUCUAGGUGCUUGGAUAUAACUGUAUUCUAGCUUGACACGAACAUGGACACCACACGACCUCCUCCGCCUCGAGGAAACCCUCCGCCUUAUGCGUUUGUGAACCGCGUUUACCGGUCUAGCCUGAGGCCGGUGGUUAUUGUCAUCGGCUUGUUAUCGGGGAUAUGGACUCUUGUACAGUACGUCAGCUUGUUCCGGGAGGUCAAUGUCGACAAAGGUCAGGGAUUCCCAAAGCUCGGUGUAUUCGCCAUUGCACUCGGAGCGCUGUACCUUGUGGUAGCUUUAAUUGAAUUCUUCGGCGUCGGCGCAGCUGCUUUGCAAAAAGCAGCGCUUGUCCGUAUAUACUCUUGGCUCUCUGUUGCCAGUGCACUCAUCAUAGUGGCCGGUGGCUUCCUACUCGUCAUUGUGCACUUUGUCUUCAAGAAUGAUAUCAUCACGGAAUGCGUGAAUUUAUCCAAGGGCGAUGAAGUGAUAAUCCGAAAUGGCAUAUGGGGUCCGUUUAGCAAGACCCAGCUUAGCGAGCAGGACGCCCAGAAAUUCUGCAACAACGCUUGGUCACACGACUCUUGGGGCGAUAUCAUCGCGCUAAUAAUCGAGAUUGUCCUCGCGGCACUAUUCUGCAGCGUUGCCUUCGCCUUCUACCGCCAGCUAAUCGACCCGACGAGCCCCGCCAACACCUCGCGCGCCCCGUCCAACCAGUACCGCGCCGCCGGCGCUGGCUACCCGCAGCACUAUAACCCGCCGUACAACGGUUCUAUGCCGGACUUGGCAUACAACGCACCGUACGGACAGUAUGCGCCGCCCCCUGGCCCACCGCCGAAUGCGCCGCCAUAUGACACGCACGGCCCGCCGGGGUAUGGCGUCGGCAUGGGCGAUAGCAAGGUCGAGCUGGGCCCCGAGAAGGACGUGAAGGACGAUCCGUUCGCGGACUUUGAUGGGCCGAGUUUGAGCACGAGACGGACGGGCAGUCCCGAGGGAGAGCGGGACGUGACUAGCCGUCCCAGGCCCGGGGAGAGGGAGACGUUCAAUGUUUAGAUGAUGCUCGAAAUGAGCUUGGGCGGUAGAAUCCGGACUUGGUUGUAGGCGUUUCGCUAUCAUACGCACAUGGACUGGUACUUGAUAUUCUAGUAGUCGACUACGUUUGGACUACGUAGCAUACUUGUUCUCAGCGAGAAUACACUUGUAUUUGUAUGCUC
This is a messenger RNA of Gloeophyllum trabeum ATCC 11539, 1318 nucleotides long. RefSeq lists its product as uncharacterized. The record is from RefSeq and is a predicted model, not a curated record. Bases 168 to 1157 code for a protein of 329 amino acids. The transcript has 10 exons. NCBI's taxonomy places the organism in Eukaryota, Fungi, Basidiomycota, Agaricomycetes, Gloeophyllales, Gloeophyllaceae.